AUGAAAUUGGCACAUGGAUAUAUGCAAUACUCUACCAUUUAUGUAAUAUACAGCUGCUGAAAAAGGUAUUUUUUGCAUUUAAUCAUCAUUUCUACAUUUGUGUCCAUUUCAGUUCAUUGUCUGUUGCAAGAAAAGCCAACCUCAGGACUGACAUAAACUCUAACAUCAAUGUAAGUAUGAGAGCAUGACACAUGAAACAUGUGAUAAAAUAAGGUUAUUCCAUCAAGUACAAUUGUUCCUAAAAUACAUGUAAAACAUUAUGUUGUUUAUAAAUGAAUAUGACACCAAACACCAAGGGUUUUUUGUGUAAUCCACUGUAUUUUUUCUACAUGCUUUAGCCUACAUCUUUAGAUUCAUAUCCUUUCCCCCUUUCCCUUAAAAAGAGUUACUUGUGGAAUUGAGUUUGGAACUAGUUAUACUUCCCACUACCUGUUGUUGUAGGUGUGGCUCUUGUAAGAUUAAAAAUAAAUAUAGGAAUUUAUUACUUGGUCACAACUUGUCACAGCCCCCUAUGCUGAUAGUGAUCAAAGUUUUAGGUGGUUUUCUGAUUGGUCAGUUUGAAUGUAUUAUGUUGGGUUUGGUCAAGUACAUUGGGGGUUAAAGGGAUCUUCUGAUUGGUCAAUUUGAAUGUAUCAAGUUAGGUUUAGUCACAUGGUCAAGAGAUAGAGGAUAAAGGUCAAUGUUUUUAUGAGCUCUGGGCUUUUUGCUUUGGCUUUUUGGCUUUUGCAUUGGCCUUUUCCCUUUCCUUUCUUCUUCACUGGGGUUCAGGCCAUUAGGCCUAGGUUCCAGUUCUCUUUCUUCUAAACUUUCUUUCUUUCUCUGUUCUCUAUCUUAUCAGGUAAUAUCUCACAUACAUUGGAAACAGUCAAUUGUUUGUAUUAUUUACCAUUUCAUGCAUUUAUAGUGUAACCAUUUCAACUGUAAUUUUAAGUCAGUACUGUAAUUAAACCUUUUCAUUUACAAAUCUGUUGUUUAAUUUUGAUUUAGUGUUAACACUUAAACGCUCCAUAUUGCAAUACAAUAUAUUCGUACUCUAGCAACGCUCUCAGACAUAUUGUGUCAGAAACCCGGGAACGAUUGCAGUUUUGUUCCCCUUCCGAAACCUGAGAUCCCUUACAGUUUGGUGGCCCGUACGGGGAUCCCUUGCGGUGAGUUUUCUGAGUUUUACUCUGAUUGAUCAACUGAAUGAGGACUUUAUCACGGUUAAUCCUGUGAAUGUUUUGAAGGCCUUCUGACCACACAGUGGGUAAGUCUGUUUAAUUGUUUCAUGGCAUGGUUAGUGAAAUCUCCAUUUGCAUGAAUUGUAUGAAACAGAAGAAGGACCUUAAAUAUCCUAACAUUGUUGUACAGUUAGAGAUUAUUUCAGAUUAUCUCCUCGGGGAUGGAAGGGAGUAACUCCAGUAAUGAUAUAUUGUUUGAUUUAUGGAGCGAGAAAGUUGAAUCUACACUUUAUAAAUUAUAUAGAAAGGGUCUGGAUUACUACGCUACCACUGAUGAUAUUCUCACAUGGUGGCGCAUGGUUGGUGUUGAACAAAGAAAAUCCAAACAUGCUGACACCAUUGAGGCUUUGAAUUUCAUGACUUGCAAGCAGCUACGUAAAAAUACUGGAAUUAUUAAGUCAAUCCUGAAUGCUAAAAGUGAUGAAUUGGGAACCAAAAAUGCUGAAUUACAAAAGUCAGAGGCAAAGAUCCAAAAUCUUCAAACUCAGAUAGAUCAACUAUCAUCUGAGCAGUUAGCCCUGGCUAAACAGUGUGAGAAGUAUAAAGACAUUAUUGCAGAUGUAAGGGCUAAACUAAUUGUGCGAGACACUAGGUCUCCCCAAACGCUUAACAGCAAUGGGACUACAAAAGAUGCUACUUGUACUAAAGAGAAUGUAUUUUCCAGAACCCAGAAAAGUGUUCCUAUUUCAGCAAUUGGGGUGAUGCAUCAACAUGCUGGAACAGAACCGCAUGAUGUGAAAGAAGCAUUAGAGAGUCACAGACCUCCUGAAACUCCAGUAGAACCAAGCUACAGACCCGGUGGCAAAAUGAACAGGCUUUGUAGUUCCUGUCAUAAAAUAGGCCAUACAGAGGAGAAAUGCUGGUCACUGGGCAGGGGCAGACCUCCACCUUAUUAUUUAAAAUGUAGAAAAUCACUUUCUAAGGACAGAUGUAAACAAUCUGGUUUUGCAGGUAAAACCAUUACUGAGUUAACUGCAUUGUUCAUGCAAGGACUCCAGCUGCUAACCUCACUUGCUAGUGGCUUAGCAGCCAGUUAGCAUGUGUUUAACAUUCUCAUUACAACGAUCCUGUUUGCAUUUCCUGAUUUGUAAUUGUUCGUAAUGCAUUGUUGUUUCUAUAGAACACAAAUUCUAGUUGUUUGUUGUACUAUAUGUACACAUAGGCUAAUGAAGUUAAUUUCUUAUAACACUUGACUGUUUCCAUUGUAAGUGUUAGACAAAACAUUUAAGUGAGAGGUUGUUGAAGCUACAUGUAUUCUAGACCAGUCGUCUUGUGUUAAUGGAAUAACUUUUGCUCUUGAAAUUGUCUAUUAGUUUCAAGUUGUAUGUGUUUCUAUGUUGAAAGAUUUGUCUCCUAAGUGGUAAACUCUGCUAUUCCCUGUAUAGCUGCAGUCAGACCCUAAAGAGGAGCACAAAAAUGCCAUGUGGCUACAUUGUGUUAUAUAAUUACAUUAAUGGAAAUGUUUUACCUCACAACAGGAUCCAGUAGCACUUUUACCAUGCUUAACUAAAAACAUGGGUGUAAGAAGAUUUACAGAGCCAGAUUACAAUCUCAUACUUAUAUCAAAAUGGCUCCCUGUUUUCAACAACAGGACUAAAUUUGCAUCACAAUUUUAUCUUCCUCACCUUUGUUGCAGCAUGGUAUUCACACAUAGCCUUAGUUAAAUUCACACAUAGCAAACACAAUUCGCCUCACAUCAGUCAUUAUGUUAAAAUGUCUGAUGUCAAGCAUCUGUUUUGGUUUCUUUUCAAAAAGUUUGAUUAGUUUUAUGUCUCAAAUACUGAAAUCUUGAUAAAGAGUUAUUUUCUAUGUGUAAUAAUUUCAUUAAUUUUGCUAUUAUGUUUUACAUUUAAUUUGCUCUUUAUCCAAGACAUUUAAAACUGUCAUGUUCUUUGUUCUCAUUUUGUUCAAUUUAUUUAUAUUGGUUAUACUGAAAAAUUAAGAUCUUUAAAUAUCAUGUGGUUACACUGAAUAUAUUGUUGUUAUUGCUUCUUAUGACAAAGUGGUUUGUUAAAACUAACAUUUGCUAAGUUUAAAAGAAGCAUUUCAUUCACAUGUUUCUAAAACCAAUGUAAGAGCUUUUAUUAGUUUUUCUUUUAUUUUCACCUUGACCAUGUUUUUAUGUAUUUGACAGGGAUUUAAGGCUGAAGACCAAUCUGACCAUUUAAAAGUUGAGUAACAAAUGCCAUAUGUUUUGCUGUAUGUUGUGCCAUUUGCUUAAAUCACAGGAUUCCUGCUGUUUCACAUUUUGGGUGUUGCCUCAAAGAGAAGGACAAAAGUGAAGUCCCCCUUCAGGGCCUGUUCUUGUGAAGGUGUGAAGUAUCGAUGGAAAUCUGCAUAACUAUGAAAGGUGCAAUUCCAUUCGAUGAAGCCUUUCAUGCAGGGCUGAAAAGAGAAGAACGUCUUCAAGUCUCAUCAACCAGCAACCAGUUUGGACAAUAAGUCUGAAGAUGACCACUGCACACAACUGAAAGCAUAAUCUUAUGAACUGUGUCAUCAUGGAUCUUUCUACGAAUGGCCCAUGUUGCCAAAGGGCGGAUUGUAAGAUUAAAAAUAAAUAUAGGAAUUUAUUACUUGGUCACAACUUGUCACAGCCCCCUAUGCUGAUAGUGAUCAAAGUUUUAGGUGGUUUUCUGAUUGGUCAGUUUGAAUGUAUUAUGUUGGGUUUGGUCAAGUACAUUGGGGGUUAAAGGGAUCUUCUGAUUGGUCAAUUUGAAUGUAUCAAGUUAGGUUUAGUCACAUGGUCAAGAGAUAGAGGAUAAAGGUCAAUGUUUUUAUGAGCUCUGGGCUUUUUGCUUUGGCUUUUUGGCUUUUGCAUUGGCCUUUUCCCUUUCCUUUCUUCUUCACUGGGGUUCAGGCCAUUAGGCCUAGGUUCCAGUUCUCUUUCUUCUAAACUUUCUUUCUUUCUCUGUUCUCUAUCUUAUCAGGUAAUAUCUCACAUACAUUUGAAACAGUCAAUUGUUUGUAUUAUUUACCAUUUCAUGCAUUUAUAGUGUAACCAUUUCAACUGUAAUUUUAAGUCAGUACUGUAAUUAAACCUUUUCAUUUACAAAUCUGUUGUUUAAUUUUGAUUUAGUGUUAACACUUAAACGCUCCAUAUUGCAAUACAAUAUAUUCGUACUCUAGCAACGCUCUCAGACAUAUUGUGUCAGAAACCCGGGAACGAUUGCAGUUUUAUUCUCCUUCUGAAACCUGAGAUCCCUUACACUCUUAUUAAAGUCAAGUCCAAAUUUUGCCUCCCAGCUCCCCUUGGAACAUCAUGGAACGUCUUUUAAACGUUAGACAAAGACAUUAUAAUUACUUCUUUUGGAGGUGUUUUUUAUGACGGCAUUUCUGUGCCAAAAAGAAUCGAGCGCAUCACUGAUACCCGCACGCGCGCAAAAGUAUUAUUGUGAGAGCAUAACAGAUCUGCACGCGAGGAAACAAAAGAUUGCGAGCUCCUUUAACAUCGUCGCGCGCAUGAAAUCUCAUAUGCUCGUAAUUUAAGCCCUCGCGCGCGGAGAUGUGUCUAACAGCACGCACAAAAUCAACCCCACACUCUCGCGCUGCAUCCUCUCUUACCUGCUACUUUUUGCUUGAGCGAAUACAAUUCUUUUUGGCAGUCGAGGGGCGGGACUUAUUUAUUUACAUGUAAUCUCAAAUGUCAUUGGUUACUACCCAUUUCCGGAAGCCAGUUGUAAUUGGACAACCUUGGUUGUCAGUCAAGACGUGAAGCGGGAAAGGUUUGACGUAUCACGUAAUCAAGAUGGACAACAAGAUGGAUGAUCAAAAAGAGGUAGGUAAAGAUUGCCACUAAUUAAUUUAAUUUUGGCACAUUAUGUUUUAUCGGCUUACUUUUAAAAACGUAUAAAGAUUCAAAUUAACUGGCCAUAGUUAUAUUUCUGUUUAGCGUUCUAUGAAACUAGUUAAUUAACGACUUUGCAGCUAAGAUCAUACCAAUUAGUGCAUAGGCUUUAUCUAAAGCUAAUAAACAGAAUGAUAAAGCAACUUGUUGCCAGGAUCUUUAUUAGACUUUUACUUUAUUUUAUAGUUAUAAAGUUAAUUUAAAGUUAAUAAAGUUAAAUGUUCUGAUACAAAAGCCUGCUAAACAGCGAUAAGGAGUAUAACGUUAACAAAUGCUUUCAACAUGUAACGUUAACGUUAGGCCUAAGUUAUGUAUGUUUAUCAAAUACUUUAGCGUCAAAUCCGCCAUUUUUAGGCAGAAUCCAUAAGAGUCUGAUUAAAAGCUAAUUAACAAGAAAUCGUGCUAGCACUUCCCAAGCUUUGCGUUUAAAAUGUUCAGUUAAUAUUAUAUAAUUUAUAAUUGGAUUUACAAUUGCAAUUAUCUAUUUGACUAAGUUACAUGCUGUUAACGUUCUACUUUGUUUUUAACAUUGGGCCUAAUAAUGGUUUCUCCAUUCAUACACAAUAGGUUGAGUUGCAGAACGCUGCCAGGCAUGUGGUGUCCCUUUUACGCAGUGCUCUGUCUAAUGAAUUAUGUUCACCAUCACAUUCAGAAGGGCAGGGUCAGAAAGAGCAGGUCACAGCAGACAGCAUACAACACCGCUACACGGGUCAGGCAACCUCUGGCAACAGGGUGCAGUCUGCACUGAGACCUCAACGUGCCCUUGAUGUUGCUGGAUCAAGCAAUUCAGUGGACCAGAGUAUGGCCAGAGCAUUCCCUGGUAUGUUCAAAGCACGAAAAGGCUUUAUCCCAAAUCCCAAAAAGAGGGCCACCAGGUCUACCCCAAUCCAGUUUUUCCUGUUAAAUAAAGCUGUUGAAAGGACCCCAAAAGCUUCUGAUGAGUUGAUACUACUACAGGCUGGAUUAGGAAGGAGGACUAUUGCCAUCCCAGAGGAUGCUGCCCACUCUGAGAUAUCCAAACUGUUGUUGGAGGCAUAUUCAAAAAUGGAAUCAUUGGAGGGGGCCUGGAUGCUCUAUAAAGCUGUUGGUGGAUCAGGUCAACAAAAGUUGAAUGUUGUUGCACCAGAAGCUGAAGGAUGCACGGGGUCCUAUCUCAUUAAAACUGUAGGAGGAAAGAGCUGUCUUUACAUCAUGCCAAUACAAAACAGUCUGGACAUUUCCCCUUUACCUUAAACAUCAAAAGAAUUUGAAAAAAUGCCAAAAGCCAGAUGUGUCACGUGUCACACAGACAUGCCUGUUCAACUACUCGCUGCACACAUCAAGAAGUGCGAGACAGACAUAUUGAUCAACAGCAGUGAUUUUGAAUAUGACCAUGGAGAUUACUUGCUGCCGUCGGAUACUGAGGUGCCAUCUGAUACCACAAAAGUGGAUGAUUUUAAUGGCAAUGACUCUAGGAGCCCUGCAAUUAUUGAAGUGCCAUCUACUGCCACAAAGAUGGACCAUGUUAAUGGCAAUAUGAAGUCAAUGGAUCCAACUCAUCCCCUCACAAUGGAUGUCAAGGUGUCUUGUCCUGUGUGUGCUGCCAUGUAUUCGGAAGACUUGAUUGAAAUACAUGCAAGUACCUGUGGGGAAAGGUGUGAAAAUAGACCAAGUAUUGAUUCGGACUUUGCUUUGACAGAACCAAAAAAGCCAGACAAGCAAAACAGCCUUACAGAAGCAGUAAACAAACUUAAAGAGGCAAUCAACGCUAGAACUAUAUUCAGUGUCUGUGUCACAAGGGAAGACAUGUUCAACCGAGGCUUGACACAAUGGAAACGACAAAAGAAGUCCUCUCCAUGGAAUCCCCUCAGAGUCACUUUCAUCGGAGAGCUUGGGAUAGACAGUGGUGCUCUAAUGAAGGAAUUUCUGACAGAAAUGAUGGUGGGGAUUGAGGCAAAAUUCUUUGAGGGAGGGGAUUCUGGAAAAAAUCUUAAGUAUUUCAUCACAGAUUUUCAGAAUGACAAUUUCAGGACAGUUGGCGAAAUAAUGGCUGUGAGCAUUACUCAGGAUGGCCCUCUACCUAACUUUUUCAUGGAGUGGAUAUACAGUUACAUCACUUCUGGGGAGAUUAACAAAGAUCAGUUGUCAAAAGCCAAUGUAACAGAUGCAGACCUGCUAGAUCUUAUUAAUAAGAUUGAGACAGCAGACAGUUCAGCAUUGAUCAAGCUUUCUGAAAGGAUUGCAGCAUGCGGGUACACUGGACCUCUAGCAUGUGAUAGAAAGACUGACAUUGUGAGUGCUGUUGUCCUACAUUCCUCUGUCCGAAUACUUCCAAUGCUCCAGCAGAUGUGCAAAGGAUUGGAACUCUAUGGCCUCCAUGAAAUGUUGAAACAAAAUCACCAGCUAUUUCAGCAUGUAUUUGUUCCUGGCCAUUUUCAAAAACCAGAUGCAGAUUUUCUUACAAUGACCCUGUCACCUAUUUUAAGUGAAGUGGGUUCAGUUAGGCAGCAGAAGGAAUCAAAGAUUGUGAACUAUUGUCAGGAUUCGGGACGAAAGGCAAGGAACACGAAGAAGGAUGCAGAUGCAGGUUACGGACAAAAUUACAUUUAUUCAAAUAAAUAACAUCAAACAAAACACGAGCAAACCAACAGGCAGGUAAAACUGGAACAAAACAGAGCACAACACGUAACAGGCGACGAUGAACCGGUGAGUGAAUGACAGAAAACAGGGGUAUAAAUACACAGACAAUCAAACAAGGAACAGGUGCAAUGAGUUAAUGUAAUCAGUCAAUGAAAGUCCAGGUGACAAGGAUCAGAGACAAACACAAAACAUGACACGGAUCGAACCGUGACAUAAGCCCCCCCAUAAGGAGUGGCUCCCAGACACUCCACCACGACACAAAAACACA
This is a messenger RNA of Paramisgurnus dabryanus, 7951 nucleotides long. NCBI's taxonomy places the organism in Eukaryota, Metazoa, Chordata, Actinopteri, Cypriniformes, Cobitidae. The record is from RefSeq and is a predicted model, not a curated record.